Messenger RNA from Seminavis robusta, 1377 nucleotides. The record is from the annotation of a GenBank genome assembly. Lineage: Eukaryota; Bacillariophyta; Bacillariophyceae; Naviculales; Naviculaceae.
AUGAAGAAGAAGAGCCAAGAGACAAAGACGCAGAAGAGCAAGUCGCAGAAGCGACGAGACCGAAGAGAGCGACUGUUGCUUCACCAGUUGGUGAGAAGUGGAGCCGCUGCGACGCUGGCCAAGGUGAUGCACUUGGUCCAGAAGAAUCCAGCUUGUGUCAAAGAGCGGGAUGCUACGGGUCACUUGGCCUUACACUAUGCGUGUAGUCGUGGUGCUCCCUUAUCUGUGGUCAAAUUCCUUGCGGAACAGUAUCCCGAAGGACUCGCCGUGGCCAAUGACUACAAAGCAUUGCCUGUCCACUAUGCCUGCGACCGUGCCGCUCCAUUGGACGUGGUCAAGUUUGUCGUGGAUGCCUAUCCAAAAGGUCUCGAGCAGAAGGGAUUCUUUGGAAACUUGCCAGUCCACUGCAUUGUGGCUUGCCCGGGCGCCUCCCAAGAAGCCAUCGAAUAUGUGGUGGAUGCCUAUCCAAAUGGUUUGAUGACGGAAAACAUUGAUGGGUGGCUUCCUCUUCACCAAUGCUGGAUGAAAACAGUCAGCCACCGGCAUGACAUCUUCACCCAGCGUGUUGUCAUGCCACUGGAAUGUUUGAUGUACUUGGCGGAAGAAAAUCCGGAUGCUCUCUUUUACAAGAUGCCACCUGCACUAAACGGCGGGAGCUAUAAUCUGCUGGAGAAUCAGAUUUGGUUCGAACGCCGUUGGCGUUUCCCUAAAGGGGCGCAAAUUCUUUCCUCUCUCUUGAAACUAUUCUUUCCUCCUUCUGAUCCCUGCAAGUACAUCGAACGUCUUCCCAGGGAUCCAUUGCGUUUCAUCAUCAAGAAAAAAGUCAUCUGGGAUUAUUCAGCGACAGCGGAGCUCUUCAUGGAUGUAUAUAAAUCCAUUCCGUCAGUGGCACACCAAAAAAUGGAGGAGACUAUGGAGCCUUUGAUGCAUUAUGCGCUGGAGAUGCGGGCGUCGCUUCAAAUCAUUGACCACUUGACUGUAGAACGCCCUCAUGAAGUGCACUUGGCAGACAAGGGCGGCCGGUACCCCCUCGACUUUGCCAUUCGCCAGUUGCAGACAAAAUGCCGGGAACCCCAGAUCAAUCGCAUCAAGGAAUCAAAAAAAAUAUUCCAGCAGAUUCUUGAGCUGUCAGGACCAGAAGCACUACGAAAGGGGCUGACUACGGCACUUUCCCGCAGGGCCCCACUAUCUGUCGUCCAGACUCUUCUUCAGCACAAACCAGAAGCCUUCGAAGGAGAUCACUUUGUCUGCUGGGAUGAAGGCGAGAAGAUCAUGCCUGUCCAUUGGGCUGCUUGUUGCUACAAGAAGCAGGACAAGCCCGACGUGUUGUUUUAUCUACUGCUACGUGAUCCCAGCGCAUUGUGUCCUCAAUGCUAG